GGGAAACGCAGUCAGGUCCCGCCCCCUGCCUCCUAGUCGCCUGGGGGCGCGAGAGCGGUUGUGGGCUCCGCGCGGGGCCGAGUGCGCAGGCGCGCCGUUGGCGGGCCCUGCGGCGGUGUGUGUCUGUGACGGAGGCAACGGGUGACCUUGCUGCGUCUCCCGUCGAGGAAGGUGGCCUGGCCUGGCCGCCCGCCCCGCUUCUCCCUCGCAGAGGGGCCGCGGCCGUCCCUUUGGAAGCGACGGCCGCCCUGCCCGUGACACUCCGCGCACUGAGAUAUCACUGCAGUUUCCCUACAGACUUCAAAACUUGUCCUGAUUCCAGAAUGUAUUUCUUAUUAGUGUCCCUCUUUAUUGGAAUACUUCCUUCUGUUUAUGCAUCAGUACCGAGAUUGCUCCUGGUGUCUUUUGAUGGUUUCAGGGCUGAUUAUUUGAAGGAAUAUAAACUUCCACAUCUUCAGGACUUUAUUAAGGAUGGUGUAUUAGUGGAAUAUGUUACCAACGCUUUCAUCACAAAAACAUUCCCAAAUCAUUAUAGUAUAGUCACAGGACUAUAUGAAGAAAGCCAUGGCAUUGUGGCAAAUGAAAUGUAUGAUGCAGCUACCAAAAAAAGUUUUUCACAGUUUAAUGACACAGAUCCUUUUUGGUGGAAUGAAGCUGUUCCUAUUUGGGUGACCAACCAAUGGCAGGGGAACAAAAUUAGUGCUUCUGCAAUGUGGCCUGGCACAGAUGUAAAAAUUCACAAUAGUACUCCUCAUUUUUUUAUGAAAUACAAUUCUUCAGUAAGUUUUAAUGAAAGAGCAGAAAAUAUAAUUGCAUGGCUGAACAAUUCUAAACCACCAGUCACUUUUGCUACGCUUUACUGGGAAGAGCCAGAUGCAAGUGGACACAAGUAUGGGCCAGAAGAUACUACAAACAUGUCUAAAGUUUUACAAGAAGUCGAUAAUCUUGUUGGCCUGCUGGUUAAGAAGCUGAAGUCUUCAAAGUUGUGGGAGGAAAUUAAUGUUAUAAUUACAAGUGAUCAUGGCAUGGCACAGUGUGCCCAGGAGAGAUUAAUCAAGCUCGAUAGCUGCAUUGAACGUGAUCGUUAUAUGCUGAUCGACAAGACUCCAGUUGCUGCAAUACUGCCACAUGAUGAAAUGUAUGUCUAUACCAUGAUGAAAAACUGCAGCCCUCAUAUGAAAGCUUACCUUAAAGAAGAAAUUCCAGACCGAUACCAUUAUAAUCACAAUCAGCGUAUUCAACCUAUAAUUUUGGUGGCAGAUGAAGGGUGGACAAUUGUCCAAAAUGAGACUCUCCCAAGGUUGGGAGACCAUGGCUAUGACGAUACCCUCUCAAGUAUGCAUCCAUUUCUGGCAGCUCAUGGACCCGCUUUUCGCAAAGGUUACAAACAAAAGACAAUGUGUACAGUAGAUAUUUAUCCAAUGAUGUGUCACAUCUUAGGUCUGACACCUCAGCCCAAUAAUGGCACCUUGAGCCAUGCCAAGUGCCUAUUAGCAGAUCAGUGGUGCAUAGAUGUCCCUGAAGCCAUUGGCAUAGUUAUUGGUGUCUUUAUGGUACUAACAACUCUGACGUGCUUGAUAAUCAUCAUGAAAAACAGAACACCUUCUCUCCGUCCGUUCUCACGACUUCAGCUUCAAGAUGAUGACGAUGACCCAUUAAUUGGAUAACAUGCACUGACUUUUGUCUUAAACACUGGAAUGAUCACUUUAGCUACACUGGAUAGCUUCUUAUGAUGGAUGCACUUUAAUAAUUAACCCAAAUACUGAAUUAGAACAUUGUCAUUAUGAAAUAAAAAUGUUAAAUAGAAUAUAUUUUCCUAAUAUAAAAAAGCUAAACCUUCAGUUAAUGAAAUGGCAAGAUUAAGAUUUCUGAAUAUCAGUAAAUGCUGCUGAUUGUCCACAAGUAACUAUUUAUUUAGAUACAGAAAUUCUGAAAAUUAAAAGUCAACUCAGGUACAUCUUGAUUGUUAAAGAUUAUUGUUUUUUGUUUUUUUUGCAAGAAGACACAAGGAAUAGCUGGCCAAAAGGUGAGCUAUCUAAAUUAGGGUACUAGAAACAAAAUUGCAUAGCUCUUAACUCUAAAAAGUGGCAUAAUUGAUUUCUGCAGUCUCCAACUAUAGUUAAAUCAUCUUAUUGAGAAAUGUUAUUAAUAUGUCAGUGGUAGGAAUUGUAACCUACAACGGUACUAAGAGUUUUCCCUUAGGGCUGUAUAUUUAAUGAGCUGCUAUCUGGAUGCUUUCUUCCAUAGCUUCUAGCUUCAAGACAACUUAAAUGUUUAUUACUCAUUGUAGUUUCUUUAAGUGAUGUCUGUCCUACAGAAAGAUGCAGUAAUUGAUGAAUGUGCUUGUUAAACAUGUAGAGUGGAAUAGGAAUCACCCAGUUUUCCAGAUGUUGGACUGUAAAGUCCAACAUAGCCACCAGUGAGAAAUGUUGGAAGCUGUAGUUUAACAACAUGGGGAAAAUCACAUUAUUCACAGCAAUGAUGCAUUUUAAUACUGGUACCCCAUAGUCCUGUAAACAGCCUUGGAUGAUGUUCAAUGUUGCAUAUGUUUCAGUAAGCACAGGCAACUUUUUUGAGUAGCAAUUGUACUGAAGAGAAUUUAAGUCAACUGUAAUAUUUGUGUUUUUGUUAAAGAUUAUAUUGUAUGUCCAUACACUAGCUUUUGUAACAUUUCAGAACUGUGAAAGAAAACCUGUAAUGAAUACUAAGUUAUUUCUGCUAUAUGUCUAUUAAUUAGAUUUCCUUUACACAAGGCCAUGCAUUACUCAUAGAGCAAGGCAUAUUUUUAAAGAAGUGUCUAGUCAAGUUCUUAUUCUUGGCCAUGCUCUGUGGCCUUUUUUUAACUGCUGUGAAAACUUGAAAAUGACAGUAGUAAAUAGAUGUUCAUAAGAUUCAAAAUGCAGCAGGGAAAGCUUGUAUGCUUAGAUUUAGGGCUGCUUUUUAGUGGCAGACUUCCCAAACUAAUGCUUUUCAAGAAAAAAAUGGCACAAGGAAGUGUCUGCCCCUUACAUCUGUGUAGCCAAAAACAUUGUCCAUUUGUGCAUAUAGCACAGGUUCCUUCCAGAUAGAUUAAAGCAGCAUUUCUUAAUAUGAUGGUAUGGCACAGGGGAAGCUUUGACUUUCAACUGUAUGUUCUAUUUUCAAACCAAAAUAACCUAUCAUAUUGUAGAAGCGCUUACAUUUUGGAGAAUCAAGGAAAACUGUUUAAUUUCUUGUACAUACAUGAACAACCUUGAAACUGCCUUCAGAACUGGCAGAUGACUCUAUCUCAGUAGAUUAGACAAUAAGCAUGCUCUUGACUGUCAUUAUAAACUUCUAAAUUCUGUUUCAUUUUUUAUUUCUGUUAUGUGUAUUGAUAAUACAUCUUGUCAGUUCUACAAAGGUUGGUAACAUUUCAGGAGUUCAAGGUUUUAACUCCUAUAAUAAAUUCAUUGGUAUAUUGGGGUCCACUAAACAAAAUUCAAAUGAGCAUAAACUUUUAAAUUAAUAUUUGCAGUAAUUAUUGGGUUUUAGGUAGCAAACAAUUUACAGAAUAAAAUAACCUGAGAUAAUAUCAGUUACACUCCUUACAUUAUUCUUCAUCGUUGUGCACAACAAAAGGACCCUGGCUGCUCAUUGAGGUCUACCUGGAUUGUACAUCUAACCCACAAGGAAAGAUUAGAGGUGAUAGAUUAGAAACUCAGGGAAAAGAGAUCCCAAUGAUAAGUUGUAUGUGGAAUUAUUUAUUCAAAUGAGCAGUGCCUUUAACAGGAUAUUUAUAUUUGUAUGAGUUGGGUUUUUAUGGAAAUGUUUUUCUCAAUUUUAAACUUUAUGAAUUAAAAGAUGCUAUUUGUA
Messenger RNA from Anolis carolinensis (green anole), 3834 nucleotides. RefSeq names its product bis(5'-adenosyl)-triphosphatase ENPP4. The record is from RefSeq and is a predicted model, not a curated record. The coding region runs from base 324 to 1667 and encodes 447 amino acids. The transcript has 4 exons. NCBI's taxonomy places the organism in Eukaryota, Metazoa, Chordata, Lepidosauria, Squamata, Anolidae.